CCGUUGGGAUUAUUUUUAAAUGAAUUUCGUAACCUAGAUUAACGUAAAUAACUGAUUAGUAAUCUUCCACGUGAAGGUUGGCCUACGCAUUUUAUGUAAUAGAGCUAUAGUCUUUCAGUUUGUUCUAAUCCUUUGUCUACAUCGCUCUACAAAGCAAUACCUCACGCAACACUUUCGUCCAUUGUAUUGCAUUAACUCGGAUGAUUAUCAACGGUUGAACGGUGACACCUGUGUCUGGAGUUGCUUCCUCCUACGUAGCUCUACGUGAAUGAAGUUUCCCCGAGACCCAAGUAUGGCAGCAAGUCUGUUCCAUUUCUUUUUAUAGUAGGCCUCAUCCAGCUCCUAGCUUUUCUCAUGCUUAGUUGCAUAGGCACAUACUGGGUACAGACACCAGCCUACAGAAGACCAUCCUUAUCUUUCUGCACGCUCCCCCACCCCCAGCAGUCUUCUAGGCCCAUCCAUCUCUCACAAAGAGCCCCUUGCUGGGGCCAUGCCCAUUCUGCUCAAUGCCGAUGCCUCCUUCAGCUCCAAGCAGGAACUACUGGACCUCCAGGACGUCCCAAUGGGUCCUUCCUUGGACAUGGCCAGCCCUGUGGACUCUCCGGAAGACAGCCCAGAGGGCUCAGGUCCCGGCAGCCCUGCUCGGGAUGUCCCUGCAGGCCGCAUCAUCCUCACCAGAGCCUCUUCCCUGCCCGGACAGAUUUACCGGGGCGAGGGGCCAUUGGACACCCCCCUGAGCCUCAAGUUUAUUCCCGCAGAACCACAGCUGUGUGGCUGGGGGGCCCUGACGCCACAAGCCAUCCAGACAUUCAACACACCUCGCUGGGUGCUCUUUUUCCUCUGUGUGGCCUCCUUCCUCCAGGGCAUGAUCAUCAAUGGAUUCAUCAACACCGUGGUGACCUCCAUAGAGAGGCGCUUUGACCUGCGGAGCUACCAGGCCGGGCUCAUUGCCAGCUCCUACGACAUUGCUGCUUGUGUGUGCCUGGCUUUUGUUAGUUACUUUGGUGGGACUGGGCACAAGCCUCGCUGGCUGGGCUGGGGGGUUCUUAUCAUGGCACUGGGAUCUCUGGUGUUCGCCUUGCCACAUUUUACCACUCCCCCAUACCAGGUUAGCAUGCCCGAGCGGACAGGCGUGUGCUCAGAGAACCGCACCAACCCGUGCCACGAUACAGAGGGGGGAGGCCUGUCCAGCUACCGCUUUGUGUUCAUGCUCGGACAGUUUCUGCAUGGGAUAGGAGCUACGCCCCUCUACACUCUGGGGGUUACAUACCUGGACGAGAACGUCAAGUCCAGCUACGCUCCAGUGUAUAUUGGUAUCUUCUAUACAGCAGCCAUUGUGGGUCCUGCAGCAGGUUACCUUCUUGGGGGAUACUUCCUUAACAUCUAUACAGAGGUCCAUAUGACGACUGAGCUGACUCCCGAGAACCCUCUGUGGGUGGGGGCCUGGUGGAUUGGCUUCCUGGCAGGAGGGGCAGCAGCGCUGGUUAUCGCCCUGCCCAUCCUGGGCUACCCACGCCAACUACCAGGAUCUCAGAAGUAUGUGGCCAUGCGUGUGUCUGAGGCUCACCAGCUGAAAGAUGGCAGCCAGGCUAGUGCUGCCGACCCCCAGUUUGGGAAGUCUGUAAAGGACAUGCCUAGAUCUGUGUUGCUUCUGCUGAAGAACCCUCCCUUCCUCUUCCUGUGUCUGGCAGGGGCCACUGAGGCCACCCUCAUUGCUGGAAUGUCCACAUUCGGCCCCAAGUUCCUAGAGUCUCAGUUCAGCUUGAGUGCAUCCGAGGCAGCCACGUGGUUUGGCUACAUGGUGGUGCCCGCGGGUGGAGGUGGCACCUUCCUGGGCGGAUACAUUGUGAAGAAGCUGAACCUACGUUGCCGUGGAAUUAUACGCUUCUGCAUGGUGUGUGCCCUCAUCAGUCUGCUGGCUAUCUUCAUCUUCCUCAUUCACUGUCCCAAUGACCCCAUGGCUGGGGUGACCGCUCCCUACCCAAGCAACCUACCGCUGGGCCAUCAAUACAAUGAAGUGUACAAUGACCAGUACUUCAGACAAAUGAAAAACUUCCAAAAUGGCUCUUUCUUUGGGGGCAACCUGACGGUCGGGUGUAAUGCAGAUUGUCACUGUAUACGAGAGCUCUAUAAUCCUGUCUGUGGAGCUGAUGGAGUGAUGUACUACUCCCCCUGCCACGCCGGCUGCAGCGCAAUCAACCACUCCGAGAUCGCAACCGGCAGAAAGGUGUACUCCGGGUGCGGUUGUGUGCUGGGUGGGAACGUGACGUCGAGGCUCCCAGGCCUGGCUGUGGAUGGGAAGUGCACCAGCUCCUGCCCCCACAUGUCAGCCUUCCUCGUCUUCCUCUUCCUCAUCAUCUCCUUCACCUUCCUGUGUAGUAUACCCGCCCUCACGGCUACCCUAAGGUGUGUUCCGGACAGCCAGAGGUCCUUUGGACUGGGGAUACAGUGGAUUGUGGUGCGAACUCUAGGUGGGAUCCCAGGCCCGAUAGCAUUUGGCUCUGUGAUUGAUAUCUCAUGCCUGCUGUGGCAGGACCAGUGUGGUGAGCAGGGAUCCUGCUACGUCUACCAGAACUCUGCCAUGAGCCGCUACACUCUCAUCGCUGGAAUCAUCUACAAGGUUCUUGGCACGCUGUUCUUCUUACUCGCCAGCGUUCUGUACAAGCCCCCUCCAGAGUCGCCUCAGAGCAGCUGUGAGAGCACUGACCAUGGGGUGGGGGACAGCGGGGGCGACACGGGAGAACUCCCCAUCAAGGAUGUUCAACCAGAGAUGAUUUUACAGGCCAGGAAUGAACCAAAUGUUGUUUAAGUUGUGAUCCAAAGCCUUCUGCUGGAAAGAAAAAAGGAGAGAACCACCCCUCCAGGCUGAAACAAGCUCUUCCCCAAAUGAUAUAGGAAAAAUGCUGAGAAAAUGUAUGUUGGGAAUGCUGGUGAGAACGAUGGGUCCACGCCUAUAACUGGUUCCGCCAUGCCAUAGCCCCAGUUAACAGACACUGAUCUGAAUACAGUACCUGGGACUAUCCUCUACACUGCUAUUGAGAUUUACCACAACACAGUGCCUUCAAGAGCUGAGGGAAGUCAAGAAUAAUGGGUUAAUUGUGUCGUGCGUGUGUUUGUAUUGAACGAGUGCAUGUGGAGGCUGUGCAAGUGACUGUUUUAAGUGUGCCUCUAUCCAAUGAUCAUGUCCUGCUGCUGUCGUGUCACAUGUUGAAUGACAAAAACAAAUGAAAGACCAACCACACAAGGAUCCCGAGUUGCAGUGUCUUGUAUUGCGUUUGCACUGAGGGAGUACAUGUAUAUUUCUGUAUAUAUUUAUUUUGUAUGAUCACCUUUUCAAUAUACCAUUGCAUAUACUGUAUCCAAUUUAUGUGGCACUCUCAAUUCCAUCAGGUUCAUGUUUCUUAUUGUACAUGCUAUCAUGUGAUUUGUGUAUUCAGUUUAAUGUUGCAGGUCCCUGUGCAGUCCAGAUACAGCAAAACCUUCAAGAUUUGGCUCUGCUGUUUUGUUUCCCAUAAGUACCGCUUAUAACUUUCAUGGAGCAUUUGUCCUGAUCUUGUCCUAGAUUCUGAUUGAGCCCAAAUGUUCAGAUGACUAAGAUUAUUUGUAAUCAGGUCUUAUAAACGUGAAAAAGCAAGAUAAGUAGAAAAGAGGCAUGUUAACGGCCUGUAUAACCAAGGCUUUUGUGAUAUUGAAAGCUGAGUGUGAAUGUACUAAUCCUUCUGCUGGAUGUCAGUGUGCACAUACAGAUGUUCUGUGUUCCAAACAUUCCUAAAGUCAGUUGCUCAUCCUAAAGCAUGAAAGCAAACUCCCAGUGUCACUGAUAUAGGUUUUCAUCUAAGAUAGUGCCAGGAGUAUAAAUAGGAUUCAUAGACCAACAAACGCUAAUUAUUUAUCAAUUCCCAUUGCACCUUGCUUUAUCAGCACAAAGUGUUAAUGCUCUUAGUUCAUUAAUACCACAGAAUGUUGUGUUUAUUAUUUGAUACAUAUGGAUCUUUCAGAAUUAGAAUGACAUUCAACAAAAUACAAUAUAUUGAGAAAUAUUGUGCUUCUAAUCAAUUCAGGAAAGCAGUGGAUAGAAUUGGAAUUCUAGUGUACCUUCUAAACCAAGUAGACUUGACCCAAUAGCAUAUGAACAUACAGGGACUGAACAGUGAGUAACUUCACUGCUUCACUACAUAUGAUACAAGGACUGAACGGUGAGUAACUUCACUGCUUCGCAACAUAUAAGGAUACAAGGACUGAACGGUGAGUAACUUCACUGCUUCACACAUAUGAGGAUACAAGGACUGAACAUUGAGUAACUUCACUGCUUCACUACAUAUGAGGAUACAAGGACUGAACAGCGAGUAACUUCACUGCUUUGCUACAUAUAAUCAUCCAGACAAUACAACUUUUUCAUGCAACUACUGUAAGCUUUAAUUGGAAUUAAUGUGACCAGUUACUGUGGCAUUUUGUUUUUCUAAUAGUUAGUGUUGGUAACUUUCUGUAUAUGUGAAUGUGAAGUUAUCGUGAGGCUUUGCUUUGGUCUGAAACAACAAGCACAUUGGAGACACAGCUUAACAAUGGGAUGUUACUAUAAUACUGAAAUGGGAUUGUGGGUGGGUUUGCAUUGAGCUGUUUCUGAAAAAAUACAAGAAAAGAAGAAUGACAUGCAAUUGAGUCUACUUUGAAUGAAUAUGAUAAGUGUCCAUUCUUUUUUAUCCUAAUAUUUCAGACAACAAUACCAGUAGGUGGCAGCAGGUUCCCAUGACAGCCAUAGCCUGCCAUUGCACUCAAUUCAUUGUGCCAGUAAAACUGGUCAUUCUUUUGGGUCAGUUCUAUCAUGAAGAGUUGCCAGGGAGAGAUCUGAUGUUGCCAGAUCUGAUGUUGGGAUUGUGACCUCUGGUUGAACACUUCCGCUGGACAUGGCUGGAGCUCACUAAUUGAAAUUCUUUCUGAAUUUCACUUGACCCUGCAACUGUUGACAUACAGCGCCAUACAGUCAACAAGUAUUGGCACCCUUUAUGAAAUUGAAAAGAAGUGAAAGCAAUAAAUAAACAGAAACAAUGA
Molecule: messenger RNA, 5049 nt
Organism: Esox lucius (northern pike)
Lineage: Eukaryota; Metazoa; Chordata; Actinopteri; Esociformes; Esocidae
Gene: slco4a1
Product: solute carrier organic anion transporter family, member 4A1
Exons: 13
Coding region: 491-2809 (772 amino acids)
Biological process (GO): sodium-independent organic anion transport; transmembrane transport
Cellular component (GO): membrane
Molecular function (GO): protein binding
Source: RefSeq, a predicted model, not a curated record